AUAAAAAAGAAGAAGAUAUUGGUUAUUGUUUUUAUUUAUUGGUUAAUAAACUCCAAUAUUCGAAACUUUAUAUUUACCACAAAUUGUUACCAUUUCAUUAAAUACACUAUGGAAGAAGUUUCGAAUAUAAGACUAAAUGUUGGAAAAUUUACGAAGAUAUGUCGCAUCUGUCUAUCUGAAAGUCAUGUUAUUCCAUUAGAAAAUAAUUCUGUAGAUAUAUUGAAAACAAUUGUAAAUAUUCAGAUCGAUUUAAAUGACGGGUUACCACAACAAAUAUGUUUGACCUGUUCGGCUAAAUUAAAAGAUAUUUCAACAUUUGUGGAAUCUAUAAAAACUAAUGACGUUUAUCUUAAAAAAAUCAUUGAAUUAAGUAUAAAGCAAGACGCUUCAGAGAACUUUAAUUAUAAUACAUCAUACGAAUUCUGUGAAAACGAUUCUACUAUAGAAACUAAAUCUCUAAAGCUUAACAAUAAAAUAACUCAACAAGUUGAAUCAAAUGAAAAGAAUAAUCGUAGACUCAGAAAAACGGUGCUUCAUGAAUGUAAAAUGUGUCUCAAGAUGUUUAAACACUCUCCUAAUUUAAGAAGACACAUUAAUAUCGUUCAUAAAGGGAUUAAACCAUUUAAAUGCGAAGUAUGUAGUAAAGAGUUUGCUACGUUUUCGAGAAUAACUGAACAUAUCCGCAUUCAUACGGGGGAACGUCCCUACGUUUGUAAUUAUUGCGGAUCGAGUUUCAAAAAAUAUUCAACUUAUUACGCCCAUGAUAUGAGGCAUAAAAUAAAAAAUGGCGAACGUCCAAAGAACGAGAAAUCGCCGAAGAGUUAUCCGAGAAAACGUGAGGAAAAUCCGUCCGAAUUGAGUUGUGGAGUUUGCCUGAAGGUGUAUUCUUCCAAACAGGCUCUUAUGGUGCAUAUGCAGAUACAUUCUGGGGAGAAAACGUUCCUUUGUACGAUUUGUGGAAAGGAGUUUAUGAGGAAGGGUCAUUUGCAAGUACAUUCGAGGAUACACACAGGUGAAAAACCGUAUCGGUGCAACGAUUGCGGUAAAACUUUUCGCCAACCUGCCGCUCACAGAAAUCAUUUGUUGAUGCACAAAAACCAACGAUCUUAUAAGUGCGAUUUGUGCAAUAAAAGUUUCAUUCAGUCGGGUCAUCUUCAGAAUCAUUUGAAAACGCAUACCGGAGAAAAACCGUAUCGGUGCGAUUUUUGUGGUAAAGAGUUCGCUCAAAACGGUAAUCUGAGAGUUCAUACGAGAAUCCAUACAAACGAAAGACCCUACAAAUGUCCGAAUUGUUCGUUAGAAUUUUACGAUUCGAGUAGUUUGAAGAAACAUAAAAAAAUUCAUGAUUCCAUUAGCGGAAAAGAGUCUCAAUAACAACUGGAGGAAUGAAUCCGAAAAAAAUUUCAUAACAUCGAGUAUAUUCGAUUGAUUAGAAGAAAUGCAAAGUUUUGAUGGAUUUGAAGGGCUAGUUAAACUUUCUGUAUGAUUUAAAUCAAGGGGUUUGUUCCUUCAAACUAAAAU
Diorhabda sublineata is the source of this 1521-nucleotide messenger RNA. Its product is annotated as zinc finger protein OZF-like. Gene Ontology annotation, molecular function: DNA-binding transcription activator activity, RNA polymerase II-specific; zinc ion binding; RNA polymerase II cis-regulatory region sequence-specific DNA binding. Gene Ontology annotation, biological process: regulation of transcription by RNA polymerase II. The transcript has 4 exons. Lineage: Eukaryota; Metazoa; Arthropoda; Insecta; Coleoptera; Chrysomelidae. Bases 109 to 1374 code for a protein of 421 amino acids. Gene Ontology annotation, cellular component: nucleus. The record is from RefSeq and is a predicted model, not a curated record.